AUGAAGCUGCUGCCAAUAUUAUUGGAGCCAGCAGUGAACUGCGAGUCACUGCUCGGUGUCGACCUCUCACACAUCGCGGAGGAUGGCAGCGUCACCAUCACAUCCGCGGCUGAGACGACCCACGAGGGUAUUUUGUACUGCUUAGUGGAAGGUGCGCUGCCGUCGUCGACAAACUGGCAGGUCAUGCUGCCCGUUCGCACGUGGACGCAACGCUACAUGCAAAUCGGGUGUGGAGGGCUCUGCGCGAUGAUCCGGAUGCAAGUGAACGCGGCCUCUGGUUCGCAGCAGGUGAAAGGGGGCGAGUUUGUGCUGGCUGCGACCGACAUGAGCGGCUCCAUGGAUGGCAAGGCGUUCGCGAACAACCCGGGGCGCCGGAAAUCGUUCGCGCACAGUGCUCAGCAUCUGACGGCACUAGUGAGCAAGACGUUGAUCCAAGCGUACUACGCGCAGAAGGCGAGAUACUCCUACUUCAACGGAUGCUCCGAUGGCGGGCAUGAGGGGGUUAUGGAGGCGAUACGCUACCCGGAUGACUUUGACGGUAUCCUGGCGGGAGCGCCUGCCAUGCUGUUCCAGUUCCAGAACAGUCUCCACCACGGCUGGCUGGCUAUGAGCAAUAUCGACGGGCCGAUGCCUGAGCUGCUGCCGAUGAUGCGGGGCCCGCCACCAGGCCCUGAAGGCCGCGGCCCUCCCGGCCGUGCCAUUGUGACAGCCUCCAAGUUGCCGCUGCUGCACGCUGCAGUCCUUCGAGCCUGCGAUGCGCAGGACGGCCUUGUCGACGGUCUGCUCUCGGAGCCUAGACUCUGCCAUUUCGACCCCCAUGAGCUUUUGUGUCCUGCAGAAAUCGCUGCGAGUGAUGAAGAUCGACAGUGCUUGACAGAAGCAGAAGUGAACACUAUCCUCAAGUUUUACCAUGGACCGAUCGACCCAGUUACCGGACGACAUCUGACCGUCGGACAGUCUCAGUAUGGCUCUGAGCUGGCGUGGGCAGGCGUGUUCGUGCCUCGAGGACAGAAUGAACCGGUCAUGAGCGCCCACAUCGCCCUUGCUGCACUGCGGUAUCUGAUCUUUGAGCCCAAUCCGCCGGAGACAUACUCGCUCAACGACCUUCAAUUCACCGAAGCAACUGUGGAGAAACUACGCCCCCGUCACCCACUGCUGGAUGCUACGAACCCGGAUUUGGCUGCAUUUAAGUCUGCAGGGGGCAAGUUGAUCCUGUGGCAUGGGUGGUCUGACGAGCACAUUUCGCCCCGCACUACCAUCGCAUACCACGAAGCUCUCGAGAAGCAAAUGGGCGGCGCAGAAAAUGUGGCAGAAUUCGAGCGACUCUAUCUGUUCCCGGGCGUGCAGCAUUGCGGUCGUGGCGAGGGCAUGGCUGCGUUCGAUCUGGUGACCCCGUUGCUGGAGUGGGUCGAGCGAGGAAGUGCACCCCACGCCAUUCUCACGAGCACGGAGCGAGACCUGCCGCCUUGGAUGCCAGCGGCAUUGGUGGUUACGCGCAGUCGCCCCGUAUUUCCGUACCCUUCGUUGGCCAAGUACACAGGCCGGGGAGACGCAAACGACGCCGCAAACUUCGUCGAGGGAGCUCCACUUUUCACGGACAAGACGGCUGAGUGGGCCGGACAGAGUUUUUUCGAGCCGUAUGCGCCCCGGACUGAGUAA
Molecule: messenger RNA, 1659 nt
Organism: Phytophthora sojae
Lineage: Eukaryota; Oomycota; Peronosporomycetes; Peronosporales; Peronosporaceae
Exons: 3
Coding region: 1-1659 (552 amino acids)
Source: RefSeq, a predicted model, not a curated record